AGCCGCCUGUGCCGUCGGCGCCGGUGGCCAUGGACCUGCGAGCGGAGCUGCUCAAGUCCAUCUGGUACGCCUUCACCGCCCUGGACGUGGAGAAGAGCGGCAAAGUGUCCAAGUCGCAGCUGAAGGUGCUGUCCCACAACCUGUACACGGUGCUGUGCAUCCCCCACGACCCCGUGGCCCUGGAGGAACAUUUCCGUGACGAUGACGACGGGCCGGUGUCCAGCCAGGGCUACAUGCCCUACCUCAACAAGUACAUCCUGGACAAGGUGGAGGAAGGUGCCUUUGUCAAAGCAAACUUUGAUGAGCUCUGCUGGACCCUGACAGCAAAGAAGAAUUACAAACCCGACCGGAAUGGGAACAGCAUCGUGUCCCACCAGGAUGCCUUCAAGCUCUGGUGUCUCUUCAACUUUCUCUCUGAAGACAAAUACCCUCUUGUCAUGGUGCCAGAUGAGGUGGAAUACCUGCUGAAGAAGAUCUGCACAGCCAUGAACGUGGAGCUGAACUCCUGUGAGCUGGAGGAAUACCUGGCCCAGGAGCUGCAGGGCCAGGGUGGGCUCACAGUCUGGCAGUUCCUGGACAUGGUGAACUCGGGGAGGCUGCUGCGAGGGGUGGAGCAGGAGGCUGUGAGCAUGGCUGUGGAGGAGGUGUACCAGGAGAUCAUCGAGGAUGUGCUCAAACAGGGCUACCUGUGGAAGAAGGGUCAUCUGAGGAGAAACUGGUCAGAGAGGUGGUUCAUGCUGAAGCCUCGUGUCCUGUCCUACUACAUGAGCGAGGAACGGAAGGAGCAAAAGGGGAGCAUCGUGUUGGACAAACACUGCUGUGUGGAGGUGCUGCCUGACCGGGAUGGCAAGAGGUGCAUGUUCUGCGUCAAGACCUCGUCCCGCACCUACGAGAUGAGCGCGUCCGACACCCGGCAGCGCCAGGAGUGGACACUGGCCAUCCAGACAGCCAUCCGGCUGCAGGCCGAGGGCAAGAACUCCCUGCACAAGGACCUGAAGCAGAAGCGCCGGGAGCAGCGGGAGCAGCGGGAGCAGCGCAAGGCGGCCAAGGAGGAGGAGACCCAGCGGCUGAAGCAGCUGCAGGAGGAGAAGGAGAGGAAGCUGCAGGAGCUGGAGCUGCUGAAGGAGGCCCAGCGGCAGGCAGAGAUGCUCCUGCAAGAGGAGGAGCAGCGGCGCAGGCAGCAGCACGAGGAGAUGCAGCGGACCCUGGAGAUCCAGCUGCAGGAGGCUGAGCAGGCUCGUGCCUCCAUGCAGGCAGAGAUGGUUCUGAAGGAGGCAGAGGCAGAGCGGCAGCGCAAGCGCAUCCUGGAGCUGGAGGCCAUGCAGGAGCGGCUGCAGGAGGCUCUGCAGCAGGAGGUGAAGGCGCGGCAGGACGAGGAGUCCGUGAGAUAUGCACAGGCCAGGCUGCUGGCUGAGGAAGAGGAGAAGCUGAAGCAGCUGAUGAAGCUGAAGGAGGAGCAAGAGGAAUAUAUCAUCAAAACUCAGCGGGAGAAGCAAGUGCUCAAGCAGGAGAUGGAGAACAAGAGCAAGUGUCUGGAAGAGGCGCAGAAGCAGCUGGAAGAAGUGAGAGUGAACAGGCAGCGGGUGGACCAAGACGUCAUGGCUGCCCAGCGGAAGCUGCGCCAGGCCAGCACCAACGUCAAGCACUGGAACGUCCAGAUGAACCGGCUGAUGCACCCCAUCGGCCCAGGAGAGAAGCGGCCGAACGUGAGUGGAGGCUUCCCUGGCUACCAGCCCCUCCUCUCCCAGAGAGAAUCCUCCCUCAAACUCAAGCAGAAAGUGGAGGACAAAGGCAGCGACCCCCCGAGGGACAACAGCAAGGGGAAGGUCAGCAACGGCAGGAGCUGCAGAGAGCUGCUGCCUGCGGAGACAGAUACGGCGGGCACAGAGCCCAGCAACUAACCCAGCAGCGUGGCACAGCCUCCCAGGCACACAGCCUCCCAUGGACACAGCCUCCCAUGGACACAGCCUCCCAGGCACACAGCCUCCCAGGGACACAGCCUCCCAGGCACACAGCCUCCCAGGGACACAGCCUCCCAGGCACACAGCCUCCCAGGCACACAGCCUCCCAUGGACACAGCCUCCCAGGCACACAGCCUCCCAUGGACACAGCCUCCCAGGGACACAGCCUCCCAGGCACACAGCCUCCCAGGGACACAGCCUCCCAGGCACACAGCCUCCCAUGGACACAGCCUCCCAGGGACACAGCCUCCCAGGCACACAGCCUCCCAGGGACACAGCCUCCCAUGGACACAGCCUCCCAUGGACACAGCCUCCCAGGCACACAGCCUCCCAGGCACACAGCCUCCCAGGGACACAGCCUCCCAGGCACACAGCCUCCCAGGCACACAGCCUCCCAGGGACACAGCCUCCCAGGCACACAGCCUCCCAUGGACACAGCCUCCCAGGCACACAGCCUCCCAUGGACACAGCCUCCCAGGGACACAGCCUCCCAGGCACACAGCCUCCCAGGCACACAGCCUCCCAGGGACACAGCCUCCCAUGGACACAGCCUCCCAGGGACACAGCCUCCCAGGCACACAGCCUCCCAUGGACACAGCCUCCCAGGGACACAGCCUCCCAGGCACACAGCCUCCCAUGGACACAGCCUCCCAUGGACACAGCCUCCCAGGGACACAGCCUCCCAGGCACACAGCCUCCCAGGCACACAGCCUCCCAGGGACACAGCCUCCCAGGGACACAGCCUCCCAUGGACACAGCCUCCCAGGGACACAGCCUCCCAGGCACACAGCCUCCCAUGGACACAGCCUCCCAGGGACACAGCCCAUACAGCUGUCUCCAGAUGGAGACAAGUGGGGAGCAGCACAGAGCCCAGAGCUGACUCUGUACCAGGCAGAGAUGCUCCUGUUUGCUUCAGGGAAGGGCUGCAGCCACAACGUGCCAGGAGGCUCACACAGCCCAGCAGUGGGGAGAAAGCAGUGGAGGUGUCUCCUCAGGGGGCUUUCUCCUCCUCCAAGCUGUGGGACUUGGAUUCAACCCUCCAGACUCUGGUUUCCACCCUGCCUAAAAAGCCAAGCCCCUGGAGGGUCUGGCUGCAUGGCUCAGGGCUGCAGUUUCCCCUUGGUUUCUAUCAGCCAACCCUUCUGCAUUGCCUGCUGCACCUUGGCAGGCUGAGCAGUGCCUUCUCAGCACCCCAACAGAAGGGCAGGAUGUCCUGCACAGGCACCUGCGCUCCCUGAAGGUGGUUGUUAGUCACUGGAGUCACACAGACAUUGGCAGAAACCAACAAGCAAUAAAGCCUUUGGAGCCCAUGGCCCACAGAGCUCCUUCCCUGGGGCCCUGCAGGCACCAGCCCUCCCUCCACAGCUCUGCAGGGGCACAUUGCCACCGUACAAAAGAGCCCAUGAGGCUGCACCAGUGGAUUUGGGGGCAGAGGAGGGGGAAGGAAGACACAGAUGCAGGUGAGCUGGCCACAGGGACUGAGCUCCCCUCUGGGUGGCAUGGCUGGCACAGGGGGGACGUCUGAGAGGGCCAAGACCCCACUAUGGAUAUCAUCAUGUGCACAGCCUCCUGUCAGGGAGUGUCAGUGCUCCUGUCUCCCCUCAGCCUCCUCUUCUCCAGGCUGGACACCCCCAUUCCCUCAGCCCUUCCCCAGGACCCUUGUAUUUAUGUAGGAAGCUGCUCUGAGCUUCAUUUAGCUCUGGUGUCCUUGGCCUGCCAGACUCCCUGUGUCAGAGGCUGGUCCAAGGCCCACAGAGGCAAUAGCAAAGCCUCCCAGGGGCCAUCUGCAUUGGGUGGCUGUGGCAGCUCACUUCAGCAGCACUGGCCUGGCCUGGCCUGUCUCCUCCAGCUAAUUUGCUCCCUGAAGGACUAUGAACAACAGCCAAGUCUGCUGGCAAUGCCCUUCACACAAAGAAACCCCAACCCCAGCACCCAGGCCAGCAGCAGAGCUGGUCUUUCCAAGCACCUCUGUGUAAAUACAGACCCACUCACCUGUGA
Messenger RNA from Colius striatus (speckled mousebird), 3959 nucleotides. It is a transcript of the gene DEF6, whose product is annotated as DEF6 guanine nucleotide exchange factor. The record is from RefSeq and is a predicted model, not a curated record. Bases 30 to 1901 code for a protein of 623 amino acids. Gene Ontology annotation, cellular component: cytoplasm; nucleus. Lineage: Eukaryota; Metazoa; Chordata; Aves; Coliiformes; Coliidae. The transcript has 11 exons.